AUGAGAAUCACUUUUAAAAAAAUCUUUUUUUUUGGAGCUGUCAUAACAUUUUUUUACCUGGAAUUCAUAUCUUACUGGAUAUUGCCUUGGCUGUGGUGGAAACUUCCAGAGUGCAAUUCACCGGAUUGUAAAAAGUUAUUAUUGGUAGCUGAUCCUCAGAUAAUCGGACCAGAAUGGAAUUACUUAAUUUUAAUGAAUUGGAUUUCCAUAUUUGAUUGUGAUAGAUACAUUAAAAGAACAUUUAUUAAUGCUUUUAAUUAUAUAAAACCAGAUUUUGUUGUAUAUUUAGGAGAUUUAAUGAAUGAGGGUUACACAGCAUCAGAAUAUGAAUAUUUAAGUUAUUUCAAAAGGUUUCACGAUAUAUUCGAUUUGUCUUAUUCUUUAAAUGGUACAAAAAUUAUUUUAACUCCUGGUGAUAAUGACAUAGGGGGUGUAGAUGAUAUCUUGAUCCCUUCUAGCGUUGUGAGAUUUGAUAAAAUGUUUCAUUCGAGUAGUGAAAGUAGUGUACAUGAUUUAAUCGAAUUUUCUAUUGUAAAUGUAAUGACAUCUAAACUCCAGAAAUCGAAAUAUAUUGAUGAAAACAUAAGGAUUGCUAUUAGUCAUGUUCCAUUAGUAGCAAAGAAGUACUAUUUACUAAAUGAUGUUGUGAAACUAAUUCAACCUCAUUUAAUACUCUCUGGUCAUUUACAUAAAUCAUUUCAUUUCAUGACGGAAAGGAAAAAUUUAUGGAACAUUAGGUACACCAGGAUUUUACCACAAGAUUCAGAAUUUAAACAAUUGAAAUUUAAUAAAGAUGUGAUUCAUGAAAUAGUCGUUCCGACAUGUUCAUACAGGAUGGGAGUAUAUAAUAUGGACACUAAAAAUAUGACAAUGCAAUACAAUGUUUUAUGGUUGCCACAUAGAUUUUAUCAAUUAUACAUUUACCUUUGCAUACUCGUAAAUUUUAUUCUCAUUGAAUUGGUUGGGAAGUUGAGGAGAAGUAGACAACAGUAUAGAUCAUUGGAAUCUAAAAAAUUUUUAACUUUUGGACCAUAA
Pediculus humanus corporis (human body louse) is the source of this 1035-nucleotide messenger RNA. RefSeq lists its product as uncharacterized. Gene Ontology annotation, molecular function: hydrolase activity. The transcript has 4 exons. Bases 1 to 1035 code for a protein of 344 amino acids. Gene Ontology annotation, cellular component: endoplasmic reticulum. The record is from RefSeq and is a predicted model, not a curated record. NCBI's taxonomy places the organism in Eukaryota, Metazoa, Arthropoda, Insecta, Psocodea, Pediculidae. Gene Ontology annotation, biological process: GPI anchor biosynthetic process.